CUGUCAAUGUCAGACACUACGAUACGCCGAUACGCACGUGUGCGUGUUGUUUACCUAGGAACAUUAUUUUGAUUUUGAUUUAUCAUUUUAUUUCAAGCUUUGAUCAACAUUUCAACGUUAUAAUGCCGAAAAUAAAAGCGGAAAAGAAAUCAAGAAUACAUAAUGAAGUUGCCAAACAAGGCAUCCAAUUCAAUAAGGAUUUCGGUCAACAUAUUUUGAAGAAUCCUCUCAUCAUAACUUCUAUGCUCGAUAAGUCUGGAUUGCGCCCAACUGAUGUAGCCUUGGAAAUUGGACCUGGUACUGGUAAUAUGACAAUAAAGCUUUUAGACAGAGUUAAAAAGGUUGUGGCAUGUGAAAUAGAUACAAGGUUAGUUGCAGAGCUCCAAAAAAGAGUUCAAGGAACCCCUUAUCAAGCCAAAUUACAAAUUCUUGUUGGAGAUGUUUUGAAAACUGAAUUGCCAUUCUUCGAUAUUUGUGUUGCCAACAUCCCCUACCAGAUCAGUUCUCCCCUUGUAUUCAAGCUGUUACUGCACAGACCUUUCUUCAGAUGUGCUGUGCUAAUGUUCCAGAAAGAAUUUGCACAGAGAUUAGUUGCCAAGCCUGGAGAUAAAUUGUAUUGUAGGUUAUCAAUAAACACACAACUGUUGGCCCGUGUUGAUAUGCUGAUGAAGGUUGGCAAGAACAACUUCAGGCCCCCACCAAAAGUAGAAUCUAGUGUUGUAAGGAUUGAACCCAGAAAUCCACCGCCACCUAUCAAUUUUGUGGAAUGGGAUGGCUUGACAAGAAUUGCUUUUGUAAGAAAAAACAAAACACUGUCAGCAGCAUUCAAGCAUGCCACUACCAUGGCUGCCCUGGAAAAGAACUACAGAGUUCAUUGCUCUUUACAUAAUAAGGAUAUACCUAGUGAUUUUGACAUAAAGCAAAAAGUUCAAGAGAUAUUAACAAAUGCAGAGGCUGACCAAAUGAGAGCUAGGACCAUGGACAUAGAUGAUUUUAUGAAAUUAUUACAUGCAUUCAAUGCAGAAGGAAUACAUUUUGCAUAAAAUUU
Molecule: messenger RNA, 1048 nt
Organism: Amyelois transitella
Lineage: Eukaryota; Metazoa; Arthropoda; Insecta; Lepidoptera; Pyralidae
Product: probable dimethyladenosine transferase
Exons: 5
Coding region: 123-1043 (306 amino acids)
Biological process (GO): rRNA methylation
Cellular component (GO): mitochondrial matrix
Molecular function (GO): rRNA (adenine-N6,N6-)-dimethyltransferase activity
Source: RefSeq, a predicted model, not a curated record